AUGUACAUGAUCAACUACAUGUUCCUUCCGCCCAAACUGCCGUGUCAGGAUGACUCUACUACAGAAAACGAGACAGCCCUGCUGAACACCACCAUCGAUGCUCUUCGUGAGUUCAGAGAACAUGUGACAGAUGAUUCCAAGGGUGCCGUCGACAUGGUGGUUGCGAUGGUCGCUAACAUGAUUGCCAUUGGUGAUACUCUGGAUGCCAGUCGGGCGGUCAAUGAGAGGAUCCUUUCCGAUGUUUUGAGAGAGUUGCCUACGAAAGGUGGCAUGAUACCCCUCCACAUUCGAGCCCAGAAUGCCGGGGUCAUGAUCAGCAAGGUAGCCGAUCGUAUCCACGUGGAAGUGUUUGAGCUGUCUCCUCUCAACGGACCAGUCCUUGCCACCAAAGGUCGACUUCGACACUCCUUUCCAGGAUUCGCUCUGGCUCUCGACCUCGAGGUGUUUUGUGAACCCGGUUUGCAAACGGCCAUGGCCCGCUCGCUCGCUAAAAUGAGCCAUCAGUCUGCUCCGGAUACGCAACCUAAAGUUCGCAAGGCUCGGUAUAUGCACGAUGAAAACCGAGACGCGACUCACCCCAAGAUUGUCACGGAGCUGUUCAUGGGAUUUCUGAGACCGAUGGGCGAAGAUAUGCCUGUCCCACUCCUAUGGAAGAACACUCGUGAAGAGGUCAUGUGGCGGGAUGCUCUGUUGCCGUGGCGAAGAUCCCCUGUCUGGUUGCUUCUCCGUGUCUCCAUGCAACUUGCCUUUUCUCGAUUGCCAGACUCGGAGAGGCGGUCUGCAGAAUAUUACAAGAGCUUCAUGGUCUUUCUCAUGGGAAAGGUGCUCCAGAUGGCUCCCCAGUGCCGAUUCCCCUGCGACCUGCUCUACGUGAUGAACGCUAAGCUCAGUCGCCGCCUCCUGAAGCUCGAUCCGUCGGACUCCGAAGCUGGCGUGGCCGUCGUUCACAGCAUCAUGCACGAUACCGCCAAACUGAUUCGGACGCGUUGGGAGAGCGUGGUACAACCGCCUUCGUCUCGAUAUGAUCUGUCAGUUCUCACGAGCCUCAAUUUCGAGCGGGAUAUCUCCACCCCCCUUCAUGACCUCGCAGAGUGUCUGCCUCUCAGUGUGAUGCAUCUCGAUCUCCCAGAACAGCGACAUACGAAUGCUUUGGUCCUGGAGCAUCUCCUCCGACCGGAGAAUUCUGUUAGGAGUAUGCCACUGCCAACCCGAGCAGGAGCUUGUGAUACGACAGCCGAGAGCUUACUGGCCAUGGUGAAUGAAAUGGACCCGCCAGCCCAAGUGAUUUUAGAUGUCGGAGCCCAGAUCCUGGAACUGGGGAACCUUGAAGUGGCGAGAGAGUGGCUGAAGAGAACCCAGGACCAUGAAAAGGCUCAGGCCGUGGUGUUUUUCAAUGACCAUGAUGAGCUUUCGGUCCUGGACCGCAAGGGACGAGUUGAACCUCUUCAAACCUCGCCAUUUGCCGCCCGGCUCGAUGUAUGUCUCGUCUUCCUGGAUGAGGCGCAUACAAGAGGCACCGACUUGAAACUGCCAGAGUUCUAUACGGCAGCCGUGACUCUGGGAGCACAAUUGACAAAGGACAGAUUAAUUCAAGCAUGCAUGAGGAUGAGAAAACUAGGCUACGGACAGUCAGUCGUGUUUUGUGUUCCAAAAGAGAUCCGCCGGCAAAUCCUGACACGCACAACACACUCCGAGAACACCACCACCGCUAUUGGUGUGUCCGACAUUCUCUGCUGGGCCAUGAUGGAAACGUGGCUUGAUGUUCUACGGAGCAUACCUCUGUGGGCUGUGCAGGGGCGACGGUUUGAACAACAACGUCCGCUGUGGGCUGGCGUCGGCAUUGACAGAGAUCUCGUCGUAUCAACCAGCUGGGCGAAACAGUUCCUCGAGGACGAAUCGCAGUCUCUGGACCAUCUUUACCGAGGAGGCCACCUCCUCGAAGCUGGUCGACCAAAACGUGAAUAUCCAGCGCAUCACAAAUUGAUGUUUGGAGUUCGACAACCUGGAAGCCAACGCGGCCACACUUCAAGAGGAACAGGAGCGUGA
This is a messenger RNA of Capronia coronata CBS 617.96, 2046 nucleotides long. RefSeq lists its product as uncharacterized. The coding region runs from base 1 to 2046 and encodes 681 amino acids. Lineage: Eukaryota; Fungi; Ascomycota; Eurotiomycetes; Chaetothyriales; Herpotrichiellaceae. The transcript is spliced from 3 exons. The record is from RefSeq and is a predicted model, not a curated record.